Mesorhabditis spiculigera is the source of this 1446-nucleotide messenger RNA. The record is from the annotation of a GenBank genome assembly. Lineage: Eukaryota; Metazoa; Nematoda; Chromadorea; Rhabditida; Rhabditidae.
AUGAUGAUCCCGACCGGCAAGCUUUUGUUGUUCUUGAUCUUUACGGCGAAUACCGCCGGGACAGACUACGGGGAGGCAUUUCAACGAUACACGGAAAGCUGGUGGACGGUGGCCCAGCCCGGUUUCGAAGGGCUGGAAAAGAUGCGGGCCCUAGCCGGACGUGCCGACACCCUUCUCACCCUCGCGGGCCCCGUGGGCGCAGUGAUCGCCGCCGGUGCAAAAGUGAUAUUCCCGCCGACGUCUCCGGAAGCCCGCGCCAUCGAACAGCUCAAAACGCAGAUCUUCGAGCAGAAUCAGGCGAUUCGCCACGCCCUGCUAGCCGGGUUUGCGGCAACACAUAAAGCGAUGGUGUCACUCAGCUGGGACGAGAGAGUCCGAACCCCGGUGACCAAGCUCGAGGAGGCAUUCAACGAUGUACUCCUAGACCCGGCGACGAUGCAUCUACACACAGACGACUAUAAAAACCGCUGCAAGGACAAUACACCGCUAAGUGUGCUGAAAACAAUAUACGAUCUGGUCGUCCGUCCCUGCGCAAUUCCCACAGAGGCCGAUGUGCUGCUAUCAAUUAGCGCAAGGAAAACCCUUCGGCGAAUCGAGUCGACACUGCCUAGUCCAGCGCCACACACCGCGGCCAAGUACGCAGACGCCAAGAUAGAUUUCAUCGUCCGCAUCACACAAACACAGGAUUCUCGGGCAUAUGCGAAGCUGGAAAAACUCACCAAAGCACAGCCUGACACCUUCGAAAAGCUGAUCGAGCUGAUGAAGGGUGAAUAUGAUGAUCUGAUGCAGCCAGCAUGCAUCCUCUCUGCGGUCUAUGAAGAAGCCGACGGAUCAAGGGUCGCUCUGGAUAUGGAACUCCUACAAAUCGAGCAAACGAUAAAAUCGUUGAUAUUGUAUGGAGGUGCCUGCCUCAACAUCACCGAGGACGGCAAUCCGUUCCGCAUUGAGGCAAAGCGAAAAGAACUGGCUUCCAUCAUAACAGAAAUCACUCGCCAUGCGGCUGACUGGGCGGAAAAAAAGGAGCUGUGGUCACUGAUACCAGCCACUGCCGAAGCAGCUGCAGCUGUUGUGCAACAAGCUUUUGAAACAUCGGGACUGAAACAAUACGAGCACGGCAACGCCAUCGACAUGAUGCGCCCGCCCGUUCCGAUCCGAGACCCGGCGAAGACCGCCGAUGUCAUGUUUCGCAUCAUCAUAUCGGGGACCGUUAUUGGGCUGUUUUGCCUGUUCGUUUACUGCAUGUCAAACUGUCGAUGGAAGUGCCGCUUCGUGGAGGUCGAAUACGUCGUGGAGGAGCAAGUCGACGACGACGCUGUUGACGUCAGGGAUGUCGUGCUGUACCCGGGCUCCGAUGACGACGAUCUCGCGAAGAUACCUGUCGAGUUUGGCCGGCCGCUGCUGAUCAUGAUCGGGAUGGCGGCAAUGCUACAAAACCCGGCAACCAGG